This is a messenger RNA of Rotaria socialis, 1506 nucleotides long. Lineage: Eukaryota; Metazoa; Rotifera; Eurotatoria; Philodinida; Philodinidae. The record is from the annotation of a GenBank genome assembly.
AUGGUAACGUAUGAUGCACCGAUGGAAUUCGGUGCUAUUCAUCAUAAUAAUACAUCACCCUAUCAUGAUAAUAGUCAACGUUAUUUAAAACAUCGACAUCAAGGUAGAGAACUUCAUUCGGUCGAAACAACAAAAGCGCAACGAUGUUUAAGAAAAACAACAAAAUUUUUAUUUUCACAUAUUGCUUUAGUUGGUCUUGUUGUUGUUUGUGCUGUAGUAGGUGGAUUUCUAUUUCAAUUACUCGAAGAACGCGAAGAAAAAGUUAUGUGUCAAGAAGCACAAGGAAAACAAAUUGCCGAAAUAAAUAAACUUAAACAGCAAUUUGUCAAUUAUAUACAACAAAAUACAACAUUAUCAAUAGAUUCGCUUGCGAAUGGAAAAGAUAACACAACCAUAGCUAUCGGAAAAAUCGGUUCUAUGCUAUAUGGAUAUCGAGAUUUCGUUAUUCAGACAGCUUCACAACGUCUCUAUUUUCGUAAUAAUUGCCUCGUUUCUAUUAAAUGGACUUAUCCGAAUGCAUUACUUUUUGCCAUUACAAUUAUAACAACUAUUGGCUAUGGAAACAUAACACCGGUAACAUGGGAAGGUCAAUUGUGUUGUAUAAGCUUUGGGACCAUCGGCAUACCAAUAUUUCUUCUAUGUCUAGCCAAUAUAAGUGGUGUACUUGGCGAAAUGUUUCGUUUUCUUUAUGAUAAAGUGCUAUGCGCACCGUACGCUAUGUUCAAAAAACGCCGUUUAUUAGCGAAUAAAGCUAAGUAUCAAGAAGAAAAUGAAAUAGGUACCGGUCGUGUUGGCUCUAAUGAAUAUGUAUUAGAUGAUAAAAAUAAGAAAAGUUCACUAGAAAAACCUUCGAAUACAUCGGCGGAUCAUGAUGGAUUAAAUAAAUAUCACAAAGGAGGAAAGAAACGUGUUACUGUACCAUUAACAAUUACAAUGAUUAUUAUAGCAGCAUACAUAUAUAUUGGUUCUGCUUUAUUUCAUGCAUCUGAAGGUUGGACCAGGAUGCAGUCGGGUUAUUUUUGUUUUAUUACAUUGGCGACUGUUGGCUUUGGUGAUUUCGUCCCCGGUCAAGCCACUGGCGAGACCAAUGUCGGUGAAAAACUUGUUGUCGGAGCUAUAUAUGCUCUCGUUGGAAUGGCUAUUUUAGCAAUGAGUUUCGAUUUAAUACAAGAAGAAAUAAUCGCAAAAGUUCGUUGGAUUGGCAAAAAAGUUGGAAUUAUCGAACCAGAAGAUGAAAGUAAAAAUUCCAUUGAGAAACCAGUUAUUUCUAAAAGUAAAAGUUUUUCUUCCGGAAAAUUAUCGAUCAGUGAUACUAACAUAGUGGUGAAUACAGCUCGUACAAUUGUUGAGAAUGAAAAUGAAUAUGGCAUGCCCAAACAACAGAGUCCAAUUGCAACACGUAAAAGUAGCUCGAGAAAUAAUUCAGCUCGUGUUCACCCAAUGGCGCCAAGCGCUGCGAAUGAAGCUACUCUUCAUCAACGAGUAGCUAGUGGAAAGUUAAACUGA